AUGAGCUGGCACGACCAAUGGGCCGAAGGCGGAUUCCUCAUGCAGAUCAUCUGCCUGACCAUAGGCCCUGCCUUCAUGAUGGCGGAUAUCUAUUUCUGUUUGUCGAGGAUUGUGCUCAUCUAUGGACCUGAAAAUUUGAGAAUCACACCGCAGAUUUCAUCCCCUGCGACCUCAUCUCCCUCAUCCUCCAAGCCACCGGUGGUGGCAUGGUCUAACGAGAGAAAAUCCACCACAACCGGCAACAACAUCAUGAUCGCGGGCCUAACCUUCCAAGUCGUCAUAACCCUUGGCUUCAUCGCCGCGACCACCGACUUCUUCCUACGCACCAAGCGCUUCCCCGCGCAGCAGUCCCAAACCCACUACCUGAUCCAGCUGCGCCAAUCCACCCUAUUCAAAUGGAGCCUAGCCGCCCUAGCCCUAGCAACGCUGCUGAUCCUCUGGCGGAGCGUGUUCCGUGUCGCCGAGCUGAGCGGCGGCUAGACUGGUCCCUUAAUGCACAAGCAGGAUAUGUUCUAUGGUAUGGAGGGGCUUAUGAUCGUGGUGGCGUGCCUGGUACUUUGCGUUUUCCACCCCAGUUUGGGGUUCAAGGAUAUGAUUGGUGGGAGGCUCAAAAGUAGUGACAUAGGUGUGUAUGCUGAAAAGAGCAUCACCAUGGCCUCGCGGCUCAGGUUGAUUCCCGGACUGAUUAGCAGCUUUUACUUCUGAUACAACUUCUGACAUAAUGGACGGAAGAGUAGACUGCAUGGAAGAUUAGAGAACCCAGAGGCAUGGAAAAUCAUGUAGGACCACGAGGAGACGAUGAUAUGUUAGGUUGACACGGACAGGUGCAUGCAAAUCAUUUGUGGGUCAUCAAGGUUGAUACCGCUCAAUCUCGAUAGACAAGCC
Pseudomassariella vexata is the source of this 885-nucleotide messenger RNA. RefSeq lists its product as uncharacterized. Lineage: Eukaryota; Fungi; Ascomycota; Sordariomycetes; Amphisphaeriales; Pseudomassariaceae. Gene Ontology annotation, cellular component: plasma membrane; fungal-type vacuole. The record is from RefSeq and is a predicted model, not a curated record. Bases 1 to 480 code for a protein of 159 amino acids. The transcript is spliced from 2 exons.